Molecule: messenger RNA, 2392 nt
Organism: Lepus europaeus (European hare)
Lineage: Eukaryota; Metazoa; Chordata; Mammalia; Lagomorpha; Leporidae
Gene: TRMT2B
Product: tRNA methyltransferase 2 homolog B
Exons: 14
Coding region: 233-1762 (509 amino acids)
Biological process (GO): RNA processing
Molecular function (GO): tRNA (uracil(54)-C5)-methyltransferase activity, S-adenosyl methionine-dependent
Source: RefSeq, a predicted model, not a curated record
CGGAGGCGUCCCGCGCACCAGGAAGUGACUCUUACCUCGCUGCAGCUUUGUAAGAGGAUUUGUUGGUUACGACGGGAGGUUGGAGACUGAGGCACAAAGAAGCCAAGUGACACGCUUUCAAGAAAAGCCCAAGGAAGGGUGGUGACACACGUUGAACACCCGAGUUAAGUGCAGUCCUGAGCAUUUCAUGUAUAUGAGCUCAUUUAAUUCUCACCACAAACCUGAAAGGUAGAUGUCCGUAUGUCUUUGGAUGGCAGGUAUCAGGAGAAGAGUCCUGGUACACAGCCCCAGGUGCUUCCUCUCCGGGGUGGCUCUCUUCUCCAAACCACUGCUGCUUCCCUGGGGUGCCAGACAGCUUCCAGGUUGGUCACGACUCUUUCCGGACACAGCAUGUCAGGGAAAUUUCAUCCAUGUGAUAGCCAAGAACUGUCAAAGGGGACAGAAACAUCAGAAGAAGCCAAGCCAUCUUGGACCACCAGAGAGUUCCUGGCAGGAAAGGCUGGCUGAUGUUGUAACGCCACUCUGGAGGCUGAGCUAUGAAGAGCAGCUCAAGGUGAAAUUUGAAGCUCAGAAAAAAAUUUUACAGAGACUGGAGUCUUACCUUCAGAUGCUCCAAAGAGUCAAGGUCACAGCAGCUGCAACAUCCAAGGAGCUGUGUUGUCUUCUCCAUCCUAUUAUACCUUCUCCUGUCAUCAAUGACUACCGAAAUAAGUCCACCUUCUCCGUGAACCGAGGUCCAGACGGCAAUCCCAAGACUGUGGGGUACUACCUGGGAACUUGGAGAGAUGGGAACGUGGUCUGUGUGCAGUCCAGCCAUCUGAAAAACAUCCCUGAGAAGCACAAUCAAGUGGCUCAGUGCUAUGAAGUAUUUCUCCGACAGUCUCCCCUGGAGCCCUGCCUUCUGUUUCAUGAAGGUGGACACUGGCGUGAGCUCACGGUCCGCACUAAUCACCAAGGACACACGAUGGCCAUCAUCACCUUCCAUCCCCAGGAAUUAAGUCAGGAGGAGCUCUGUGUUCAGAAGGAGACUAUCAAGGAAUUUUUCCUCCGAGGCCCUGGAGCAGUCUGUGACUUGACCUCACUUUACUUCCAAGAAAGCACCAUGACCCGUUGCAGCCAUCAGCAGUCCCCCUACCAGCUGCUAUUUGGGGAGCCUUACAUCUUUGAAGGUCUCCUGGGCUUGAAGAUCCGCAUUUCUCCUGAUGCCUUUUUCCAAGUCAACACUGCUGGUGCAGAGAGGCUGUAUCAGACCGUGGGGGAGCUGAGCGGAGUGAACGCUAACACCAUCCUCCUUGACAUCUGCUGUGGAACUGGCGCGAUUGGCCUGUCUCUGGCUCAGCACGCUUCCCAGGUCCUUGGGAUUGAGUUGGUGGAGCAGGCAGUAGAGGAUGCCAGGUGGACGGCUGCUUUCAAUGGCAUCACCAACUGUGAGUUUCACGCCGGUCGAGCUGAGAAGAUUUUGCCGUGGCUGCUAAAGUCAAAGGAAGGCGGGCAGCCAAUUGUUGCUGUGGUGAACCCACCCCGUGCUGGGCUGCAUCACCGAGUGGUCCAAGCCAUUCGAAACUGCAGGGCCAUCCGCACGCUAGUUUUUGUUUCCUGCAAGCUCCAUGGGGAGACCACAAGGAAUAUCAUUGAGCUAUGCUGUCCUCCAAACUCCACUAAGAAGCUCCUCGGCGAACCUUUUGUCCUGAGACAAGCUGUACCCGUGGACUUGUUUCCCCACACCGCACACUGCGAGCUGGCCCUCCUCUGCACGCGAUGAGCAGCCUCCUGGAAGACUGCAGGCGAUUUGUUAAGGCAGAAGUUUCCGAAACUUGCAGGUUUGGCUUAUUGCUGCAUGGCAGGCCCUGGCAGCAUUCCCCGGGAAAGCCAUCCUUGGCCUGUGAGCAGGAAGAAUGUGGUUGGCCUCCUGUCUGAGGCAGGUUGAACCUUAGGUAGCAGGUUCUCUGGCGCACCUGCCGGUUUUCCUUGUUUUCACUGCUCUCCACUCCUUGGCCCGGGAUCUGGACUGUUCUGAUUUUGCUCCUGGGUUCUGCGCAUUUGCUCAGAGACUUGACUGUUUUUGGAUGUUUUCAGACUUUAGAGGUCAUGAAGUAGAACUAGAAACAAUUUUAGCUUUUUACAAAGCAGAAGAAGCUGUGAAGUGGUUGCCACAGUGACUGAGUCCACAUCAGCAGAGGUUCAUUCCUUGGAGUUUUCUAAGUUUUGAGGUUUCUAGAAUGCCUUUUGGGAAGAUUAUCCCUAGGAGGAGUAGUACUGCUUAGCUCUCACCUAUGGAAGGAGAAAGAUUUUCAAAGAAGGGACUGAAUAUGAAUAAUUGCACUUCGUAGUAUGGAGACACGAAGCUCUAGGAUCCUAGAAUAGUAUGUCUAUAAUAAAGUGGAUAUUGAGA